Molecule: messenger RNA, 1596 nt
Organism: Purpureocillium lilacinum
Lineage: Eukaryota; Fungi; Ascomycota; Sordariomycetes; Hypocreales; Ophiocordycipitaceae
Source: RefSeq, a predicted model, not a curated record
AUGGCACUGCUGCUCUAUGUGCUGGUCCUCGGCCAGUUAUUCCACCGGUGUUGGGCAGAGGCUUUAGACCACACGGCCGCGAAGUGCUCGAAGAUACCGGCCCCGCGAGUUCCGGGUGCAAAGGUCCUCUCCAUCUCUUCGGCUUUGAGGCUCAACCAUACCGAACCGCAAUCGAGCCCGAUCCUCGACCAUACCAUCGACAACAUUAAUGUGUGCGAAGUCAACGUCACUCUACGUCACACCGGCGCCAACGAUACCGUGUCUGUGCAGACUUGGCUCCCGGUACACCAAUGGAACAAGCGAUUCGUUGCCGUAGGGGGCGGCGCCUGGGCAGCCGGAACCGGCCUCGUCAGCCUUGCAGAGCCAGCUUCACAGGGCUACGCAGCGUCCACAACCGAUGGCGGUCUCAUCGGAUCGCCUUACUCCCCGGAACUCUGGGCUUUGAACGCAGACGGUAGCGUCAACAUGGAUCUCUUGACCAACUUCGCUUCAAGAUCCAUCCACGACAUGGCUAUUGUUGGAAAGGCAGUAACGGCCUCCUUUUACUCACAUGCGGCAAAGUACUCGUACUGGAACGGCUGCUCGACCGGCGGUCGACAGGGCAUGGUCGCUGCCCAAAAGUACCCUAAGGACUUUGACGGCGUUCUGGCCGGCUCGCCUGCGAUUUACUGGACCGAGUACGUCAUUGCGGAGCUCUGGCCCCAGGUCGUUAUGAAGGCAGAGAACUACUUCCCGACUCAAUGUGAAUAUGAGGCUAUUGUCCAGGCCGGCAUUGCAGCAUGCGAUGGUCUCGACAAAGUCAAGGACAAUGUUAUCACUCAGCCAUCGCAUUGCAAGUUUGACCCUUUCACAGUGGUCGGUAAGAAGCUCCAAUGCCCUAGCGCGAAGGAGGAAGUGGUGAUCAACGAGAAGCUCGCCUCCAUCGUCAGCAAAAUCUGGGAUGGGCCCCGAGACCGUCACGGUAAGAGCCUUUGGUAUGGUCUCGAGAUUGGUGCAAGCCUCUGGAAUCUCGCCGAAACUGGAGAGGCGAACGGAACGCGAUUUGGCAAGCCAGUCUUUGUGGCUGAUGGCUGGACUCGAUUCUUCGUCAAGCGGGAUCCCAAGUUCGACACAGCUUCGGUUGACACCGAUGCCCUGGUGCAGCUUUUCCGGGAGUCCAGGGAGACAUUCGACGAGAUCAUUGGCUCUGCGAACCCUGAUCUCUCGCGGUUCAAGAAAUCGGGUGGCAAGCUGAUCAUGUGGCACGGCUUGGCUGACCAGCUCAUCUUCCCUCAAGGUAGCGUGCGCUACUACGAGGAAGUGAAGCGUGUCUUGGGCGGUUCCAAGGCCACGCUUGACUUCUUCCGACUGUUCUUGGCUCCCGGCGUCGAUCACUGCGGCUAUGGUCCUACCCCAGGAGCCGUACCGUCUCCUUUCAACGACCUUGUGUCUUGGGUCGAGAAGGGGCGAGCGCCCGAGAAGAUUGAGGCAAAGACUCUCCCCACCUCGGCGGUGCAAUUCACGCGGAAGAUCUGCCGAUAUCCGUUGGUUGCCAAGUACCAAGGCUGGGGAGACAAGGCAUCUUCUGACAGCUAUAAAUGCAUGCGAGACUGCUAA